GGGAGGUAGGAGGAGGAAGAGGAGGAGGGAGGCGAUGGCGGCACCGCCGUGACAUCACCCCGCGGCUUAUAUAGUUGGGGAAGGGUCCGGGUCCCCUGUCUAGUGCCUGCGGCCGCCCGUCAGCACGCUGCCGAGGGCGCGGAGCGGCUCUCUCUGUGUGUCUGUCUGUCUCUCUCUCCGUCUCUCCCCAGGAUUUAUGGACUUUACUUUCUAGAAGGUGGCGCGGCAAGGAUGAGAGCCCAGCUGGUGUGCGUGGUGCUGCUGGCCUUGGCCUCCUGCAGCCUCUGCUCAGAUUCAGAAGAGGAAAUGAAAGCAUUAGAAGCAGAUUUAUUGACCAAUAUGUAUACAUCAAAGAUUAACAGAGCAAAACUUCCUUACUGGAAAACGACCCUGUUAAAUGUCUGCAAUCUUGUCAACAACAUGGACAACCAAGUGGGGGAAACAGUAGAGGCAGAUGAAGAGGAUCUCAUUUCAGGAAGACAGUUCCCUGCUGGUCUGGAUGGCUUCAGCUUGGAAGCAAUGCUGACAGUAUAUCAACUCCAGAAAGUUUGCCACAGUAGAGCCUUUCAGCAUUGGGAGUUACUUCAGCAAGAUGCUUAUGAUCUAGAGAACUCAAGCCAAGAAAAGGAAAUAAUGAAAAGAAAAAAUCCCUAUAUUCUGAAGAGGCAACUACAUGUGAACAAAGCUAGAAGACCAUACAUACUCAAGAGAAGUUCAUAUUACUGAUGCAGCAGAGGAAAACAAUGUGUACUUAGUUUAUAGGUAACUGUGUGUUAUGGUUAUCUUAUUUAGAUCUAAAAUCAUACUUGUGUGAAAAUAUACUAUGGAAAAACAUCAAGAUGACAACAUAACUGUCUUUUUUGUUGUUUGCAAUGGCUGUUUCUUGUUUGUGAUUAUUUUCCUACUUGAAAUUAAUUGGAUCAAUACAUUUGCAAAUAAAUCUAGUUUCUAAGCGUGA
Molecule: messenger RNA, 958 nt
Organism: Cygnus olor (mute swan)
Lineage: Eukaryota; Metazoa; Chordata; Aves; Anseriformes; Anatidae
Gene: NTS
Product: neurotensin
Exons: 4
Coding region: 232-726 (164 amino acids)
Cellular component (GO): extracellular region; axon terminus
Molecular function (GO): neuropeptide hormone activity
Source: RefSeq, a predicted model, not a curated record